Penicillium alfredii is the source of this 993-nucleotide messenger RNA. Its product is annotated as rRNA-binding ribosome biosynthesis protein RPF2. NCBI's taxonomy places the organism in Eukaryota, Fungi, Ascomycota, Eurotiomycetes, Eurotiales, Aspergillaceae. Bases 1 to 993 code for a protein of 330 amino acids. The transcript has 2 exons. Gene Ontology annotation, cellular component: nucleolus. The record is from RefSeq and is a predicted model, not a curated record. Gene Ontology annotation, biological process: maturation of LSU-rRNA from tricistronic rRNA transcript (SSU-rRNA, 5.8S rRNA, LSU-rRNA); ribosomal large subunit assembly. Gene Ontology annotation, molecular function: rRNA binding.
AUGUUGCGAGAAGUGAAACCCAAGAACCCGCGCACUGCGCGCAUCCUGAAAGCGCGGGAGCCGCAACUCAUCGAGCCGCCGAAGCGGACGCUGAUACUGCACGGAACAAAAUGCCCACAAAUGCUGGACACGGUGCUCAAAACCUUCCACUCGCUGACGAAACCACACUCGGUGCUGUUCCACAAGAAAAAUGAGAACAUCCACCCGUUCGAGAACACAGAGAGCCUGGAGUUCCUGGCCAACAAAAACGACUGCGGCCUGGUGGUGUUCGGAAGUAGCAACAAGAAGCGACCAAACUGUGUGACGCUGGCCCGGAUUUUCAACUCGCAGCUUCUUGACCUGUGCGAGCUGAUGCUGCUGCCACCGGCCGACGGCGACCGCAUCCCGCCAAUAAACGAACUGGUUAUGCACGUUGGGCUGGGGAUGCGCCCCAUGAUGCUGUUCGCGGGGAGUCCGUGGGACGACCCAACAUCAGCCGCACACGUGGCGCUCAAGAGCAUGUUCCUGGAUAUGUUCAAGGGUGAGGAGACGGACCGUAUCGACGUCGAGGGCCUGCAGUACAUCCUGAUGGUGGGCGCCGAGGAGCCGCGCGAUGGACUGUCACCCGUGGUGCACCUGCGCUGGUACAAGAUCGUCACCAAGCGCAGCGGCCACAAGCUGCCACGCAUCGAGCUGGAGGAGAUCGGCCCCAAGUUCGAUUUCAAGAUCGGCCGUGUGCGCCAGGCCGCGCCCGAGGCCAUGAAGGAAGCUAUGAAGCAGGGCAAGCGGCCCAACGAGGAGAUCAAGCCCAAGCACAAAAACAUCAGCAUGGAUGCCGUCGGCGACAAGGUCGGCCGUGUUCACCUCACCAAGCAGGAUCUGGGCGGCCUGCAGACCCGCAAGAUGAAGGGUCUCAAGCGCCGCGCUGGCAUGGAGUCGGACGAGGACGAGGACAUGAUGGAUGUCGACGAGGUGUCGGAGGACGAGGGCCACAAGCGGGCGCGGACCGACUAG